UCCACACACCCCCACACACGGGGACAGGCGUGACGACAGAGGACAGCUGCUGGACACGCUGACAGUGUUGUCCCCGUCUCUCCGUGUUCGGUGGAGUUUGUAGUUUCUGGAAAAAGCCGAAGGGCGUGGCUCGGGCUGACGACAGGAAGCUCUGACAUUUUGGGAAACAGCGACGAAACAAGUGCUUGUUGCGUUCACACCUCACAGUCGACAUCAUGUCCAGGUCAGACUUCCCUCCAGGGUAUGAUGACUCUCGUGGCCCGCUGUACGUACCUCAGGACGGGCCUUACCCACCUCCCCCUGCCUAUGGCUUUCCAGCUUAUGGUGGUUUCCAGCCAGACCAGCCGUCUGCUCCCUACCCCUCCGGACCAAACGCUCCUAUGUUCCCAGGCCAGCCAGGAGGCUACCCUCCUGGUCCAUACCCGGGACAACCUCACAACGCUGGGCCUCCAGGGGCAGGCUACCCCAUGCCACCUCCCAUGCCCCCUAUGAUGCCCCCUACCAUGCCAUCAGAUGUCCUGAGCUCUGGUGAUGGUUUUGCAGCGCGCGACAGCGACUGGGACAGUCUGAGUAUUCGGCAUGCCUUCAUCAGAAAGGUGUAUUUGGUUUUGGCGGCUCAGCUCCUCACCACCACAGCCAUCGUGGCUCUAUUCACCUUUGUUGACUCCGUCAAAUCUUUCAUACAGCAAAACCAAGCUCUCUACUGGACAGCAUAUGGUAUAUAUAUCGUCGUCCACCUUGUACUGGUCUGUUGUAAAGGCCCCAGGAGGAAGUUCCCAUGGAACGUCAUCCUGCUGCUCAUCUUUACACUGGCUUUGUCCUACUUGACUGGAACCAUAUCCAGUUACUAUGACACAAAAGCAGUGUUUCUCGCAAUUGGAAUCACCGCUGUUGUCUGCAUUGCCGUGACCAUAUUCUGCUUCCAGACAAAGGUCGACUUCACCAAGUGUCAGGGUCUCUUCUGUGUCCUUGGGAUCGUAGUAUUUGUCUGCGGCAUCAUUACAACCAUUGUGCUGUCCUUCAAAUACAUUCCUUGGCUUCACAUGCUUUAUGCAGCUAUGGGAGCCAUAGUCUUCACUUUGUUCCUAGCUUACCACACACAGCUGCUGAUCGGCAACAGGAAACACUCCAUCAGUCCAGAGGAAUACGUGUUCGCUGCUCUCUCUCUCUACGUCGACAUUGUCCAGAUCUUCCUCUUCCUGCUGCAGAUCAUUGGCGUUGCGUCCAGAUAAGUCCACAAGGGCGUCACCGUGCAAACAAGCAUCCAGCUGCAAAACCAUUCCAUGCUUUUUUCAAACCUCUCCUUGUUUUCACUCAGAAUCCGAACACAUGUAUGAAGUCAUGGUGCACUUCAGGGAACAGGAAGGGCUGAAUUUGAGAUUUUGUCAGUGUAGGCUCAUCACAUGCACACAAAAAUGCACUUUUUUUUCUGAAAUCGGUAUUUGUCUGAAUCUGCAUAAACAACUUACCAGUGGUUAGCCAAGAAUAUUGAUACUUCAGUAUAGAUACCGGUUGACAUUGGAAGCUGCUACGUUUAUUUAUCCUUGCUGGACUUCAGUUAAUUCGAUCGUGACAUUUUUCUCUCCAUGAACAUGUACUUCUCCUUAUAAGUUAUCUACUCUGUAUAAAUGUUGAGAGGUUUGUUCUAAUUUUCAGACCGAUUUGCCAACUUCGAGGCUUUCUCUGUCCUACAGGCUGAUGUACAGUAGGGGUGGGCAUUAUUCAAACAACUGCUUUCUAAACCAAGUAACAGGGCCAUGAGCCAUGACUGUUAUAUCAAUACAGACUUUGAAUUAUUCAUUUUAAUUAUUAAAAGUUACAAAUGUAAACAUGUGCCCUGAUUUGUGACAAGAAUUUAUAAUUAAUAGGCUGCAUCUAAAUAUGUUUAACUUACCAUUGGAUAAUGUGCCAAAUGUUCAGAGUUUAACCUGACUCUAAAAGGAUUUUUUUAAACUAAUUUAAAGGGAUAGUUCAGCAUGUUGGGAGGAAACCUUCUUUGCUUUCUUGCUGAGAGAUAGAUUUUAUGAGUAAUUCCAUUCUUAGAUUUUAAGUCAGUUCUCUCAUAUAAAAGUCUGCAGCCAAUGGACAUUAAGAUUGGUUUUAGCAUAAAAACUGUAAUUAGAGGGAAACAGUUGGCCUGGCUCAGUCCGAUGAUUAGAACAAAAUCAAUCUACCUGCAGUUCUAAUGCUCAAGAACUAAUGUGACACAUCUUUAGUUAAAUCUGUAUACAAACUGGGGGGGUGUUAUGUCCGACUAUAACUAUAUAUAGGUUUAAGGAGUGUGGAACAUAACCUCCUGAAAAUACAAAUGUAUAUUUUUACACCAACAUAUACAAGGUCUUCUCACCAGUGUCUCUGAAGUUUGUUUGUGUAAUCCAUGAUGUGUACAUUAGUGUCGGAGGCUGGUAGGUGGAUUUAUUUUCCUUGUGAGAGAGCCAGGCUCAUGGUCUCCCUCUCUUCCAACCAUCACUCUAUACUAAGCUAACUGCAAGUUGUGUCAUCUUCACAAAAUUAGCAUGUUUCUCAAAAUGUAUUAAUUAUAUACACGUUAAGAGUCAAAAUCAGGUGGUAAAUCAAAGUGAACUCUUUGACAAAUAGAACCAAUGUUAUGGAUGGUAUUGAUCCCACUGACUCCUAAUGAUAAGCAAACACUUCCUAUUGGUUGUAUCAAUACUUUGGAGCUUAACAUGCCCACCUCUGAAGUACAGCUCAGUAAUCACACACUUGUUCUAAUGUUAUCAUUUACAUACAACAUCACUAGUGCCUUCACCACAACAACGUUACAGAGGACUACUUUUGUUUUACUCUAAGAAGUGCCUGGUUAUAUUCAAUAAUCUUUAAUAGUAUUGUUCCCUACUGUAUGUGCCUCUUCAUGUAUUACAGAGUUUGGUCAGACGCUGAGUCAGCAGGGCGGGUCUUUCCACUGGAAAGAUCAUUCAUUGUCAGUGUUGAAUUACUGGAACACUAAUGACGUUUGGGGCGUUCCAGCUUGUCCACUAUCUCUGACAUGAUCCGCUCCAACCAGCUGCUCCUCCACACACACCCACACACCACUGGCUAAUGUUAAAUAUAACCCUCAACUCUUAAGUAACAAGGGAAACAUUUUGAGUGUGCGGCUGGGUUUGUAAAUAUGUCACAUCAGUGCUAAAGAAAAUCUGUUUGCUUUUUCGUAUAUUAAAUAAAACUGUUUUAUUUGA
Limanda limanda (common dab) is the source of this 3197-nucleotide messenger RNA. Its product is annotated as protein lifeguard 3-like. Gene Ontology annotation, cellular component: endoplasmic reticulum; Golgi apparatus; membrane. NCBI's taxonomy places the organism in Eukaryota, Metazoa, Chordata, Actinopteri, Pleuronectiformes, Pleuronectidae. Bases 216 to 1232 code for a protein of 338 amino acids. Gene Ontology annotation, biological process: negative regulation of apoptotic signaling pathway. The transcript is spliced from 12 exons. The record is from RefSeq and is a predicted model, not a curated record.